This is a messenger RNA of Tachyglossus aculeatus (Australian echidna), 493 nucleotides long. RefSeq names its product CDC42 small effector 2 (gene CDC42SE2). Gene Ontology annotation, cellular component: plasma membrane. Gene Ontology annotation, molecular function: small GTPase binding. The transcript has 5 exons. The record is from RefSeq and is a predicted model, not a curated record. Gene Ontology annotation, biological process: regulation of Rho protein signal transduction. Lineage: Eukaryota; Metazoa; Chordata; Mammalia; Monotremata; Tachyglossidae. Bases 80 to 361 code for a protein of 93 amino acids.
ACGUCUCCGCGGCCUCCGACGUCUCUGCGGCCUCGUCUCCGCGGCCUCCGGCGUCUCUGCGGCCUCCGGCGUCUCUGCCAUGAGCGAAUUCUGGCUGUGCUUCAACUGCUGCAUCACGGAGCAGCCGCAGCCUAAACGCCGCCGCCGCCUCGACCGGACGAUGAUCGGGGAGCCCACCAACUUCGUCCACACGGCCCACGUCGGCUCGGGGGACCUGUUCGGCGGCGGGAGCUCGGUGAAUUCCAUCCAGAUCCAGAUGAAGUCCAAAGGCGGAUACGGAGGAGGAAGAGGAGGAGGAGGAGGAGGAGGCGGCGGCGGCGGCGGCGGGGGUCCGCUCCUGGUGGAGGCCCAGGCCAGCUGAGCCCCCCUCGCCCACCCCCCGGGGGCCUGUCGUCGGAAUUUUCUGUCGCCGUCGUCGUCCACCUGGUGUCCGGCCCGCCGCCGCCGCCGCCGCCUUAUUUCGUUCCCCCCCCGCCUGGGGUCGGCGGGCGGC